AUGUCCGGGCUGCCGGGCCGUCUACAUUACAAGCGAUCAUCUUCGCAUAGAUUCCAGCAAAUACCGGAGAUGGCUUCGGAAGACCGUCGCAACCCCAAUGAUGCGACAAUUGAUAUUCCUCUCUCAAACAUUUCCAGUCGAGGGCAGACGCGGACACAACAAGAUACGAGCUAUGAACCUCAUUCUGACUUCUCGACCCCGUUCGAGAACAAUGAGAAGGGAGACCUUUCUCAUCAAGGCCCAGGUCGGCGCAGAAGGCUGGCCGACAAAGAUGCGAAAAACAUGGAAGAUCCGCAAGAUGGCUCUCUGAACCGCCUGGGGCGAAUGUAUACGGCCAUCCUGAAUUUCUCAGUCGUCACGAGAUAUAUCAUCUAUGUGUCUCCUCUCGCGUUGCUGAUUGCGGUCCCAAUCAUUGUUGGAGCCACGGAUGUAGGACAGAAUGCAAAGAUCGGAGGGGUCAAGAUUGUCUGGUUCUUCACUUGGAUCGAGGUAGUCUGGCUGAGCUUGUGGACGUCCAAGCUGGUGUCGCAUACCCUGCCGUAUGUCUUCCAAUUUCUUUGUGGCAUUGUCAGUUCGGGAACGCGUAAAUAUGCGCUUAUCUUGCGAGCUUUGGAGAUCCCCAUGUCACUUGUGUUUUGGUGCAUCGUCUCACUGGUGACGUUCCUGCCGAUCAUGACUCUCAACCCUGAUAACAAAAGGGAAAAUGACACUAGCACGAAGUCAUGGGAGAAGACGAUCAAGAAUAUAUUGUUCGGUUUCCUCGUCUGCAGUAUAAUCUUUCUGGGAGAGAAGCUCAUUGUCCAGCUCAUCUCCGUCAGCUAUCACCGGAAGCAAUUUGACCUCAGGAUCAGAGCGUCGAAGCAUAACAUCUAUCUCUUGGGAGAGCUGUAUGAGGCAUCGCGGAAACUCUUCCCUGAAUUCUGUAAAGAAUUCAGAGAAGAGGAUGAAAUCGUUUCUGACUCGCUCCUGGCGACCAAGAAAGGCAAACACUCCAAACAUCUCAGUGCUACGGUACCUCUUCGCCUGAUGCGAAAUGUUGGAUAUACAGCAGGACGUAUUGGUGAUAAGAUGACUGCAGCUUUCGGUAAUGUCGCACAAGAAAUCACUGGACAACAACUCUUCAAUGUUUCUUCGUCGCAUUCGAUCGUGCUUAGGGCUCUAGAGCGGAAAAGGGCGUCGGAGGCUCUUGCUCGACGUAUCUGGAUGUCUUUCGUUGUGGAGGGCAAUGACACGCUGUCCCUCGAGGAUAUCGUCGAAGUCCUUGGUCCUGAAAGACAAGCAGAGGCUGACGAGUGUUUCGCUAUUCUGGACCGUGACGGCAACGGCGACGUGAGCCUGGAGGAGAUGAUUCUCACGGUUACUGAGUUAGGAAGAACCAGUAAAUCGCUCGCUAAAAGUAUGCAUGAUGUCGACCAAGCGAUUCAUGUCCUCGAUAACCUUCUCCUAACGGUGGCAUUCAUCAUCAUGGUCCUGGUAUUCAUAUCUUUUGUGACCAGUGGUUUUGGUACUGUUAUCGCUGCAGGUGCCACUUCUCUGCUAUCUCUUUCGUUCGUCUUUGCGACAACUUGUCAAGAGGUCCUCGGUUCCUGUAUCUUCUUGUUCGUGAAACAUCCGUUCGAUGUUGGCGACCGUGUGACCAUCAACAACGAAGACCUCAUUGUCGAGCGGAUCUCUCUUCUAUUCACAGUUUUCCGAAGCAUCGAUGAUCAGCGGACUACCCAAUGCCCGAAUAUCGUCCUGAACACAUUGUGGGUCGACAACCUCACACGCUCGGAUGCUAUGCGCGAGCGUCUCACUUUGACCGUCGACUUUGGUACCAGCUUUGCCGAUGUCCAAUUGCUGAAGAAGGAGAUGGAGAAUUUUGUGCGGGACAAGGAAAACUACCGUGAUUUUCAGCCGGAUGUGGACGUUGAGGUUCUCGGGAUAGGCAAUAUGGACAAGCUUGAGCUCAGGGUCGAAAUCCGUCACAAGUCCAACUGGUCCAAUGAAAGCAUCCGCGCCACCCGCCGUUCGAAGUUCAUGUGUGCACUCGUUGUCGCUGUUCGCAAAAUCCCGAUCUACGGCCCUGGAGGUGGCGGGGCUGCUUUGGGCGAUCCGUCAAACCCAUCGUAUUCAGUCAGCGUCACCGAUGAGCAGGCUAAAGCAUAUCGCGAGAAGGCUGCCCAGGACAAGGAGGCUGGGCGUAUGAUUCCAAAGAGCCAGCUGAAGGACCUGAAGUCACUUACGGAGUCGCCAAUACUCGAAGCAAAAUCCACUGGAAUUGAUCUCGGCAACUCAACAAGUAGUGUUCAGCAUCGAGGUGCCGCAACUCCGGCAGACGCUGAUGCUGCAUUUAUUAGUGCCCUCACCGCUCGAGCGCCAGGUGAAGACAAAGCACGUCCAGAAGACGACAACCUCUAUCGUGCUGCAAGUGGCAGCACGGCCGGUGGCCCUAAUGCCGACACCAACGAAACCACUGGUCUGCUUCGCGAGGUCUCUACGGGAAGACGAAAGAAGAGCACCACCACCUCUCGACCUGGAACAGGUGCCGCCGUUGCACCCGCUAUAUCUGCACCCGCAGAAUAUGAGGAAUACAGCACCUACUACGACCAAGCUGAAGAAGGACCGAGUCAUCCGUAUCGGCAGCAGUACAUGUCCCAGCCUGGUCGUCCAUACGAGUCCACGCCUGCCAUUACCGAGACCGCACCAACCCCCUCUUUGCAGGUACCCUCUGCCAGAAGACCUGUUCAAGGCAGCGCUAUAUCCAGCCACUCGUCUCAUUCGCAGAACCCGCCUUCAGAAUCCGGAUCAAUCUGA
This is a messenger RNA of Paecilomyces variotii, 2796 nucleotides long. Its product is annotated as putative mechanosensitive ion channel. The record is from RefSeq and is a predicted model, not a curated record. Lineage: Eukaryota; Fungi; Ascomycota; Eurotiomycetes; Eurotiales; Thermoascaceae. The transcript is spliced from 3 exons. Gene Ontology annotation, biological process: intracellular calcium ion homeostasis; calcium ion transmembrane transport. Gene Ontology annotation, molecular function: calcium channel activity; calcium ion binding. The coding region runs from base 1 to 2796 and encodes 931 amino acids. Gene Ontology annotation, cellular component: membrane.